AUGGCGGCUGGCGUAGCGACAUGGCUGCCCUUUGCACGGGCAGCAGCAGUGGGUUGGCUGCCAUUAGCCAAAAAGAUGAUGCCAAAACCGCCAGUGGACAACUCAUCGCGAUCGGAUGAGAUGUUGUACGUCAACGUCAGCGGAGUCCGAUUCCAGACCUGGAAAAACACUCUGGACCGUUAUCCGGAUACUUUGCUGGGCUCCUCGGAGAAAGAGUUUUUCUUCAAUGAGGACACGCAGGAAUACUUCUUUGAUCGAGAUCCUGAAAUGUUCCGGCACAUUCUGAACUUUUACCGUACGGGGAAGCUCCACUACCCGCGACACGAGUGCAUCCAGGCCUUCGAUGAGGAGCUCGCCUUCUAUGGCAUCGUGCCUGAGAUCAUUGGAGACUGCUGCAUGGAGGAAUAUCGAGACAGAAAGAAGGAGAACCAAGAGCGUCUUGCAGAGGACACUGAGGCCAACGAAGCUUCUGAUGCCCCUCUUCCUCCUCACAGUACCCCCAGAGAGCGGCUGUGGCGAGCCUUCGAGAACCCUCACACAUCCACCAUGGCGCUGGUCUUUUACUACGUCACUGGCUUCUUCAUCGCCGUCUCCGUGAUUGCCAAUGUGGUUGAGACUGUCCCCUGCAAGCCCCCUAAAGGCAGGGUCAACGACCUUCCCUGCGGAGAGAAGUAUCAGCUGGCCUUCUUCUGCAUGGACACGGCCUGCGUGCUCAUCUUCACCUUUGAGUAUUUGAUGCGUUUGUUUGCUGCACCCAGUCGCUGCAAGUUCAUGCGCUCGGUGAUGUCCGUGAUCGACGUGGUGGCCAUCAUGCCAUACUACAUUGGUCUGGUCAUGCCAGAGAAUGAAGAUGUGAGUGGGGCCUUUGUAACCCUGAGGGUGUUCCGUGUCUUCCGGAUCUUUAAGUUCUCCAGGCACUCUCAGGGUUUGAGGAUUUUGGGCUACACGCUGAAGAGCUGCGCGUCCGAGCUCGGCUUCCUGCUCUUCUCCCUCACCAUGGCCAUCAUCAUCUUUGCCACCGUUAUGUUCUACGCUGAGAAGGGCACGAAGAGCUCCAACUUCACCUCCAUCCCGGCCUCCUUCUGGUACACCAUCGUCACCAUGACAACACUUGGGUACGGAGACAUGGUUCCAAACACCAUUGCAGGGAAAAUCUUUGGAUCCAUCUGCUCGCUCAGCGGCGUGCUGGUCAUCGCCUUACCGGUGCCCGUCAUCGUGUCCAACUUCAGCCGGAUCUACCACCAGAACCAGCGAGCCGACAAGAUGAGAGCGCAGCAGAAAGUCCGUUUGGCUCGGAUCCGGAUGGCAAAGAAAGGAACUGCCAAUGCUUUCCUUCAGUACAAAGAAGACCGAGCACUUGGGGACCGGGACAGCGACAGCACAGCUCUGUGUGUGAAGAACAGGUCAGCGUUCGAGCACCAACACCACCACCUGCUGCACUGUCUGGAGAAGACAACGAACCACGAGUUCACAGAUGAGAUGACCUAUAGCGAGCUGUGCAUGACAGAGUCAGUCGGCUUCAGAACCAGUCGCAGUACUUCACUAUCCAGCCAUCAGGGGGGGCACAACAACUCCACGGGCUGCUGUCCGCGCCGUGUCAGGAGGAGAGCUGCCAUGCGACUCGCGAACUCCACAGUGUCUGUCAGCAGGGGGAGCGUCCAGGAGCUGGACACGCUGCACAUCAAAACCACCACCAUACCGCCGCAAACUCGUUCCAGUCUGAACGCCCAGGUCGGCAACCUCAAGUUGAACUGCGGUGAGCGAUUCACCGCUGCCAUUAUCAGCAUCCCCACACCGCCCGCCAACACACCUGACGAAAGUCUCCCUCCGUCACCUGCCCCCAUCCCCAGCAUCCUGCGGAACACCCGUGCCACCGCCUACACUCAUGACACUGUCAAAAUCUCCUCCUUGUAACCUCUGAUGUCGCCCAUGACCUCCCUC
Molecule: messenger RNA, 1941 nt
Organism: Thalassophryne amazonica
Lineage: Eukaryota; Metazoa; Chordata; Actinopteri; Batrachoidiformes; Batrachoididae
Gene: kcnd1
Product: potassium voltage-gated channel, Shal-related subfamily, member 1
Biological process (GO): protein homooligomerization; potassium ion transmembrane transport
Cellular component (GO): voltage-gated potassium channel complex; membrane
Molecular function (GO): protein binding; A-type (transient outward) potassium channel activity
Source: RefSeq, a predicted model, not a curated record